UUUAGUUGUGUCCAAUCGUUUAAUGCAGGGGGCGGAAUCAUAAUAUGCAAUCUGUCACAUACAGUCAGAUUUCGGGGUUCGAUUUUCAGCAUAUGCUACACCCAAGAGGGGGAAUGUAGGGAGCUAUGGCGGAAGACGGAGAUGUGACAGAAAGUACAGAACCCCAGGGUGCCAGCUUUCGUCACACUGAUCCUGACGAUACAGCUGAGCUGAUGUUUCAUAUUGGCAGCAGAUGCAAUGUGAAUUCAGGUCGCAAUUUAAAGGAAUGGCUGCAAACACAGUUCUGUGACAAGCCACUGGAACAGUGUGAAGACAAGCGAUUGCAUGAUGCAGCUUACGUUGGGGACUUGGACACUAUCAAGAUCCUGCUCAAGCAAGACAGCUUUAAACAAAGAAUCAAUGAAAAGUCAGUAUGGUGUUGCGGCUGGUUACCUUGCACUCCACUGCGCAUUGCUGCUACAGCUGGUCAUGAUCACUGUGUUAAGUUCCUGAUUGAGGAAGGAGCUGAGCUUGAUUUGGUGGAUGUUAAAGGCCAGACUCCACUUUAUGUGGCAGUAGUUAAUGGGCACUUGAACUGUGUUCGGAUCCUGCUAGAGGCAGGAGCUAACCCAAAUGGGAGCAGGCAUCAUCGAAGCACACCAUUGUACCAUGCAGCACGUGUUGGGAGGUUUGACAUCCUUCAGGAGCUGAUUCGCUAUAAAGCUGAUGUAGAUGUUGAUAAUCAAUUGGCUAACCGUCCUGGUCUGUUUAGUGCACGGCAGUUGACUUCCCUCGUUGUAUGUCCACUGUAUAUCAGUGCUGCUUACAACCACCUUCAUUGUUUUCACCUGCUUCUUCAAGCUGGAACUAAUCCUGAUUAUAACUACUGGGGACCAGCAUGCAAUGUGAAGUUUGGCAGAGGUUCACCAACUUGCAUCCUUGAUGCCGUUUUACGACAUGGCUGUGAACCUGCUUUUGUGAAGCUUCUUGUUGAUUUUGGUGCAAACCUCAACUUGGUACAGUGGGAGAAUUUAGAGCCAGAAACAAUGGAAAGAUUUAAAGUGAAUGCAAGAUCACUUGAAGUAUUUCAACAAGCCAAAAUUUAUCCUAGGAGAUUGACCUCUUUGUGCAGAUCUGUUAUUCGAAGAGCUCUGGGCAAACAUCAGCUGAAGGAUAUUCCUCUUCUUCCACUGCCAGAUGCUAUUAAGAUCUUUCUGCUAAAUGAACUCUGAAUGGCAUGAUUUGUUUUUUCUUGUAGUUUUUUUUUUUUUAUUAUUGUGUGCUACGGUUUGUUUUUGGUAGAAGUGCAUUUCACUGGCCUCUUUUGCCUAAACAUGUACAUGAGCUAUGAGGUUAUAAGACUUUAGUUAUGAAUGAUAAUGAAUUUCAAGGAUUUUCCCAAAGUUACUGUGUUCUUCAGAUGGCCUCCUUAGAACAUAUUUUGUGGAUUUGCACUGCAGACUGAUCAGAAAUAGUUUUUCAAAGAAGGUAUUUUUCUAACAUGAAGUGCUGUUAUCUCUACACUUGCUCAUUUCAUUUCAUUUGCACUCGAAUUUCAAAGUGAAGUGUUUCACUUACAAAGGACACUAUGAAAUCUGCAAGAUGUCAAAAUAAAAUUUGAAAAUGUCAAGAUACAUUAA
This is a messenger RNA of Polypterus senegalus (gray bichir), 1619 nucleotides long. RefSeq names its product ankyrin repeat and SOCS box containing 1 (gene asb1). Gene Ontology annotation, molecular function: protein binding. The record is from RefSeq and is a predicted model, not a curated record. Bases 126 to 1211 code for a protein of 361 amino acids. The transcript has 5 exons. Gene Ontology annotation, biological process: intracellular signal transduction; protein ubiquitination. NCBI's taxonomy places the organism in Eukaryota, Metazoa, Chordata, Cladistia, Polypteriformes, Polypteridae. Gene Ontology annotation, cellular component: ubiquitin ligase complex.